Messenger RNA from Chinchilla lanigera (long-tailed chinchilla), 1578 nucleotides. It is a transcript of the gene Cd53, whose product is annotated as CD53 molecule. The transcript has 8 exons. Gene Ontology annotation, cellular component: membrane. The record is from RefSeq and is a predicted model, not a curated record. Bases 139 to 798 code for a protein of 219 amino acids. NCBI's taxonomy places the organism in Eukaryota, Metazoa, Chordata, Mammalia, Rodentia, Chinchillidae.
GCCCUUUACUUCUCCUUUUACACAAAUAGGCCGGACAUCUGUUUUACCAGUCUUGUUGUAGCCACCUCAAAGAUAAUAACCAAAUCCUGCUUGAAGGACUGAGGCAAGGUGCCUGUGAAAGGGCAAGGAUAUUGCAGCAUGGGUAUGAGUAGCUUGAAAUUGCUGAAGUAUGUCCUAUUUUUCUUCAACUUGCUCUUUUGGUUCUGUGGCUGUUGCAUUUUGGGCUUUGGAAUCUACUUCCUGAUCCAUAACAACUUUGGAGUGCUCUUCCAUAAACUUCCCUUCCUCACACUGGGAAAUAUUCUUGUCGUCGUGGGCUCUAUUAUCAUGGUGGUUGCCUUCCUGGGCUGCAUGGGCUCUAUCAAGGAGAAUAAGUGUCUGCUUAUGUCGUUCUUUGUCCUGCUGCUGAUUAUCCUCCUUACUGAGGUGACCUUGGCCAUCCUGCUCUUUGUGUAUGAACAGAAGUUGAACACCUAUGUGGCUGAGGGCCUGACUGAGAGCAUCCAACGUUACUACUUAGACAACAGCACCAAGGCGGCGUGGGACUCUAUCCAGUCAUUUCUGCACUGUUGUGGUGUAAAUCAGACAAGUGACUGGAACGGAAACCCACCAGCAUCUUGCCCCCCUGAACAAGGAGUUAAGGGUUGCUAUAUGAAAACACAAGAUUGGUUUCAUUCCAAUUUCCUGUAUAUUGGAAUCAUUAUCAUCUGUAUAUGUAUGAUCCAGGUGCUGGGGAUGGCCUUUGCAUUGACCCUAAACUGUCAGAUUGAUAAAACCAGCCAGGCCAUAGGGCUGUGACCUGUAACUGCUUUGUAUUGGAGAGAUUUGUUUCUUCUCUGGAAAUCUAAAACCAUUCAUAGCAUGAAGCCUGAAAUGAUCACCUGAUGGACUGACAUCUUUUAUCCUCCUCUUAUCUCUUCCCUCUUUGGGUCCCUGUCCUAUAUAACCAGAGAAGAAGGUGUUAGCCAGGCACUUCCUUACUCAGAUAGCAAGACCUUCACUUAUCUAGUAAUGGCAGUAGUCAUGUCCCUCAAAGUGGUGAAACAUACCUGAAUUAUUUUUAGAUACAAGAGGUGAAGAAAACCUGUGGCACAAAUGGCUCAAAUUCAGGGGUGGGUGAAGUAUUUAAAUGUUUGCAUCCUUCGGUUGUUAAAUCAGUCUCCAACCUCUAGCUUAUGCUCAGCCUACUCUAUGAAGUAAUUCAAGAGAUAUAUUGAAGGUAGUUGUGGAGCCAGACUCACUGGAUCACAGUCACAAUACUCUUCUUUAACCAGGGGUGUUGGAUACAAGAAAUACAGAAUAUUCUUCCUUCAAAGGACAAGGUUUCAUUUCAAAAUGCUUUACUGAUUUAUUUUGUCUUUCAAAAAACUAUCCAGUGAUUUAAAUCUUGAUUUCAAGAUACAGCCACUCUUAGCCUUUGAAUUACAUAACUGCCAAAGAACUUAACAGCACAAGUUGUCUCUGGUGGUGAGGCUGAUAGUAGCAUUCAGAAGGGUUCUGAUGUUAUUUCUCUAUCAUAAAAGAUUUGUUAUUGUAUUAUAUUAACUCUUCAAGAAAUAAAAUAGCUUGUGAUGUCAA